AUGAGAGAUUACUUGGACAUGGGUCACAUGCGAAAGGUGACGGAUAGGCAGUUGCAAGAAGAGGACAGUGGAAUGGAAGGGCUAUAUCAAUAUAAGGUCUUCUACUUGCCACACCAUGCGAGACCGGUAAUUCAAGACCAUCUGCUCAACCUGCUCAUUCGCUUCCGCAAGUAUGAAGUGGCGCUUGUUGGAGACGUGGAGAAGAUGUAUAGGCAGGUACUUCAUGAUGUCAAGGAUACUCUUCGCCUCAGAAUUUUAUUCCGGUUCUCUAAGGAAGAUCCAUUCGGUGUGUACGAGUUGCUUACUGUAACAUACGGGCUUAAGCCAUCGUCAUUCCUUGCAACACGGGCUCUACAACAGUUAGCAGUAGAUGAAGGAGUGGAAGGUUCACCAGCAAGCGUAGCGGUAGAUAAGGAUUUUUAUGUGGACGAUUAUAUUGGAGGGGCUGCAAGUAUCAUCGAAGCCACUAACCUCAGAGAAGAUCUAACAUCGUUAAUGGUCAAAGGAGGAUUUCCCAUUCGUAAAUGGUGCUCAAAUCAUCCCGAAGUCUUGGCUGGAGUUCCAGAGGAUCAACUGGGAACAAGCCUCACAAUAACCUUUGACUUGAGCCCUGAUGAGAAGGUUAAAACGCUUGGAAUUACUUGGGCACCGAAGGUGGACCAACUUCGGUUCAUAUUCAAUAUUGAGAAUGAAGAAGGCGAAUGGACUAGGAGGCGAAUUUUGUCCGCUAUAGCAAGGCUUUUCGACCCUCUCGGAUUGAUAUCGCCUGUGGUGGUAACCGCAAAAAUAAUCAUGCAGCAGUUGGCGCUGCUGCAUUCCGUAUGGGAUGCACCUGUCCCAACACAACUAGAGCAUAAAUGGGUGGAUUUCCAUCGCCGUUUAUCCAAGUUGACCGAAUUCAGCAUCCCCAGAUUCGCUUUCGUUGAAGAUUACGUUGAUGUGCAGCUACACUGUUUCGCCGACGCCUCGGAUCUAGCAUACGGUGCAUGUCUAUAG
Messenger RNA from Armigeres subalbatus, 996 nucleotides. RefSeq lists its product as uncharacterized. Lineage: Eukaryota; Metazoa; Arthropoda; Insecta; Diptera; Culicidae. The transcript has 2 exons. The record is from RefSeq and is a predicted model, not a curated record. Bases 1 to 996 code for a protein of 331 amino acids.